GCCAUUCAUCCCAACACGUAUAAGCGACUCUGCACCUGAUUGACUUUGGACAUCCGGAAUUGCGCAGAUCCAAGAUAAUCUCAAGAUGUCAGAGAAACCCACACCCUCGAAAGCGAAUGAAUGGUCCGGCGACAAAGCCACCAAGUUCGACAACAAAGCAUUCAGCGAGUAUUACGAUCCAUGUCAGGAGGCGGCGGAUAGAAGCAUACGGUGUUUGAAGAGGAAUGGCGGAGAGAGGGCUAUGUGCUCGGACUUUUUCCAAGCAUAUCGGGAUUGUAAAGAGCAAUGGCAAGCUGCAAGGAAAGAAGCUAGAAAGAACAAGUCAUGGUUUGGAUGAACUGAGGACACUGGAAAUUCGAAUGUGAAUAGCUGUACAACAUCUCCUCUCCGCA
Molecule: messenger RNA, 392 nt
Organism: Bipolaris maydis ATCC 48331
Lineage: Eukaryota; Fungi; Ascomycota; Dothideomycetes; Pleosporales; Pleosporaceae
Biological process (GO): mitochondrial respiratory chain complex assembly
Cellular component (GO): mitochondrion
Source: RefSeq, a predicted model, not a curated record